This is a messenger RNA of Colletotrichum chrysophilum, 1593 nucleotides long. RefSeq lists its product as uncharacterized. Lineage: Eukaryota; Fungi; Ascomycota; Sordariomycetes; Glomerellales; Glomerellaceae. The coding region runs from base 1 to 1593 and encodes 530 amino acids. The transcript has 2 exons. The record is from RefSeq and is a predicted model, not a curated record. Gene Ontology annotation, molecular function: protein binding.
AUGUCCGACGAACCUAGUCUCCCGAGUCUCCCACCCUCCCUUAGUUGGAACGCGCAAACGGAGCGUUUCAGCAGCAAACCCAAUAACCCAAAGAAGCGCAGGUACGACCUGAAGAGCCAUUCUGCCGCGCCGCCGUCAUGGUCCAAUUCAAGCGAUCCAGCCGUCUUCUCCAGCGAUGACGACCCGGGCCUGGACAACUACGUCGAGGGGAGACGCAAGAAGCGGUACAUCGGAUCAUGGUACCAACAGCAGCCUGCUGCAUCAUCCGACUCGGCCACGGGAGAGCUGCGGCCGGCGUUGAGGGGCAAGAGGGCGUUCAAGCGCGACAUGGAUUCUGGUGUUUGGAUGGGAAGCGACAGCACCGACGGGGACGACACAAUGAUGCCCGAGCUGCCGACGCAGGCGCGGUUGCCUCAGCUGAACACGGCUCCCGCACCGGUCCGUCGCAAUGUGGUUCCUUCGGAAGACGUGGAGGCGCGGGAGAAGAUUCAGAGAUUCGUGGAUGCAGGGGAGGAAAAGAUUGAUCUCUCAAUGAUGGGCCUCAAGUCGCUUUCUGACGCGACUGUUCGGAUAUUGUCUGAGUUCUCUUGCAUCCCCGUUGUCGCCGAAGGAGUGCCUUUUGAACACAAAGAUCCUUCUUUGGAACUCUACCUCUAUCGUAAUCCUCUGCAAAGACUUCCUGGUGCCAUCUUCGACCUGGAGCAUCUGACGGUGUUGUCUCUUCGCGGAUGCAGGCUAAGAGAGCUGCCUCCGGCGAUUGGCAAGAUGCGCAAGCUCAAGACUCUCAACCUGGCCCAGAACCUGCUCAGAUACUUGCCUGCCGAGCUGCUUGACCUGAUGGCUGCGCCCUCGUCUCUCGUGGAGCUUCUCCUCCAAGGCAACCAUUUCUUCCAGAACGCUGAUCUUCCCCGUCUUAGUGACAUGGACAACCUUACCGCUGAAGAUCCUGAGGGCAAGAGUUUGCUGGAAGCCUGGCGAGAAGGAUUCAGCGGCACCGCUGGCAGAUUCUUCGCGCGGUCUCCGGUCCACUACCUGGACACCUCAGGAUUCUCGCACUCAGACUUCCGCCUCGACCCCGAGGCGGUGAUGGUGCCGAUUGACAGGCCGGAGGGUGGUGGCGCCUCCCUCGUCACACCUCCCUCGUCGGCUCCGUAUCAUUCCAAGUCAGCAGGCAGGAGCGUGAUGAGCACGCAGGGAAGCCGCGUGCCGAGUUUGAUGGAGCUGGCUCUUCGCAGCGCCUACAAGAUCUCGAACCUCGAGGAGUUGCCCGACUACAUCCCCGAGAUGCCUAAGCUUCAGGGCCUGCUGGAGCGUGCCGCCGAUCAGAAAGAGGUCGGUGGCCAGACGUGUUGCGCUUGCAAGAAGCCGUUCGUGGCGCCGACCGUCCAGUGGCUGGAGUGGUGGCAGGUCUGCUUGGUCGAGAGCAGACAAAGGGAAGGCGACCACUUCCUUCGGUCGCGGCCAUGGACCGAUCUUCUCGAGGAGAAUGAUGGUGCGGUGCCGUUUUUGAGAAGAGGGUGCUCGUGGAAGUGCGGACCCGCUGAGAUUCGGGAAGGACAGUGGUCGAUUCGACCAGUUGAGGAUGCCGCGUAA